CCCAAUGAGACUAGCAAGCUCCGUCCCAUAGCAGCAGUCAAUUUGAAAGAGAACGUGAUUGUUUGUGCAGAUUUGUUUGUGUUGAAUUCUGCAUGGUUACAAAGACAUUGGCAGUUGUUUUUAUCAUACAGAAGAUACGGCUGCGUCAUGUCCCGCAGUAGCGAGAUAUUUACAGAUGUCACCAUGACUAUUGACUUAAACAAAUUCCAGGAUGAAGAUGAAGUGUGCCACAUGUUGUUGGGAAGAAAUGUAACGAAACAUAACAGACAUUUAGAAAUCACAGGCUCGUUUCAUGAAAUUGAAAAUGUUUUUUUGAAGCUGCAGUCGUUGAAAUCCUGUCCUGCCGCCCACCUUCUGAACUCGGAUAACCGGGGUCCCCUCUACCCUACAAGGACAGAGCCAGUGAAAGUCGACAGAACGGUCAUGAAAUACAUUGAUGAGAAAUACUCCAAAGAACUGGACAAAGUACGAGCGAACAUGGUUUCAAUAACUAGGAACUGCACAAGGCAAGGAUACAUUGUGGAUUUCAUUUCCAUUAAAUCCACACCAGGUCCAGAGUGUUCCAAAGCAAGAGAAAGAUUUAUAACCUUUUAUCAGAAGAUUGCAACAAACCUGCAGGUAAAGACGUUGCCGAUUAAAGCACCCAGUUCUGUUACACGGUUUAGAGAUAUUCUUGAGGAAGAGCUCCCCAGGAUGGUGAUCGGCACAGAAGGGGGUUCUCUUAAGCUGACUGGCAACUACCUUGAUGUGAUGAGAGCGGAACAGAUCAUAUCAACUCAUAAUCCAGGCAAACAUGUGGGAAACCAUCAUUCAAACACCUCUGACGUGGACGGCACCAGUAAAGGUAGCAGGCAGUCCAGGAAUAAGGCAUCAAGUUCAUCACCAGUGAAAGAGCAACACAAAGCCAAAGAAGAGGCUUGUCCAAUUUGUUUGGAUGAAAUUAAAGAAACCGAGAGAGAGACAUUGGCACGCUGUCAGCAUUCAUUUUGUAGAGGCUGCUUGAAGAGUGCUUUUGAUAAUAAACCUGCCUGCCCUGUCUGUGGGGUCCUUUAUGGAGAGGUGAAAGGAACACAGCCGAGGAAUGGCACGAUGUCCAUCUCCCAGUCCAGUGUAUCUCUCCCUGGGUAUGAGAAGCAUGGCACUCUUGUAAUAAAGUAUGAUAUACCCAGUGGAGUCCAGGGGGAUGAGCAUCCCAGUCCUGGCCAACGGUAUUGGGGUGCAUCCCGCACAGCUUAUCUUCCAGACUCAGCACUGGGCAGAAAGGUCCUUGCCCUUCUGAGGCGAGCCUUUGAUCAGCAGCUCAUCUUUACCAUUGGAACCUCCUCCACUACUGGCAUGAGCGAUGUGGUCACAUGGAACGAUAUCCACCACAAAACCAGCACACAUGGCGGACCAACAAGGUAUGGAUAUCCAGAUCCAGAUUAUCUCAGACGAGUUCAGGACGAACUAAAAGCAAAAGGGAUUUACUGAACACCAGAAACAAAGCAUUUAUUUCAGAAAUGCAGUAACUACUGUAGACAUGCUCUAAUGUAUUUGCUAAAUUGUAGCUGGUUGGAAAGCUAUUAUAGAAUGAUAUUUACUGUGCAGAGUCAAGGCGCUUAUUGUCUUUAAAAAUGAAAUGUGAAAGUGUUGCUAUUUGUUGGUCCUUGGGGAAAGUUACAAGAAUGUAUGGGCAAGUGGACCCUGCAGCUUCAUUCAGGGUUUCUCAUUAGACAGAUAUCAAGAGAAAGAUGCAUGUAGCCUUUUUAAGGAAUACAAAAAAUAGUGCAGAGAUUUAAAUAGCUCCCGUAUCUUUUUCACUUAUGACACGUGUGUAUAAUGAACACUAAGCUUUUUAAAAAUGUCUUUUACACAUUUAAAUGAUUUUGUCAGUAUGAAUGUUGCUUUAUCAGUGUCGUCAGUGCUGUAUUAAAAAUGAAAUCCUGCGGUAAAGAUAACUAUGCCUCCAUGCCCUGCUGCUGCACAUAUUUUGUAUCAUCAGCAAGACAUUUAUGGAAACAAAACAUUCCGCGUCAAUCAGGAACAUAUUUCUCCUGAAGUACUGCAGUAAUUAAAGUCUUGCAUUCAGCUAGAUGUUUUCUGCUGCAGUGUGGGAGAAUUCAUCUUUUGACAUCAAAGGGGGUCUUAAAAUAGAAUCGUGUUGCUUGCUAAAUAAGGCAUUUUCUCCCAUGAUGAACAUGUGAUACUGAAUGUGACAAAGGCUCAUAUGCGAAGGUUUCAGUAAGAUGCAUAGACCCACAUAGUUCUUAACCAAAUCUGAAUUUAUUGAAAGUAAACAUUUACAGAAGCUACUAUUUUCAUCACUAGUAAAAUGCCAGAAAAAGCUGAUUUGUUUGCAAAAGAAAGCAAAAGCUGUAAAAACUGAAUACAGAAAAUAUUUGACCUGCGUGUUUUGUGGCAGUAUUUACAUUAUCUACAGUCCUGUCAUACAUUGCCAUUGCUCUGCUUCUAAGGCACCGAAGGCUAAAUAGCAGUUCUUUAUAUUAUAUAAUUAGUGCAGAAAUAUUGUUAAAUAAAACAAAUGUUUUGAAAAGUUUGAUUAAAGAAAAAAGUAAAGUGGACUAGCUUUGCAAUGUGGACGAUGGCAGCCUAAACCAGGGUAUAUCCUGCUGAACGUGGGACUGGUUUGUUUCAGCCUAGCCCAAGAUUUGGCCAAAGCACAUUCUGGCAUAAAAAUGUGAUCACCCUUUUGUUAUUUCUGUGUGUAGGGUUUCUUUCAUUCCUAAUUUUUAAACACAAGUGUAUUUGUAUUUUUUCCUUUAAGAUAUGUAACUUAAUAUGUAUGUAAGUUGCACGUGUGCAUAUGUGACUUUAACACUAGGAACCAUUUGCUUUGUUUUUUAUUCAAGCACAGAACAUGGAACAGUAGGAUGCAGAAAGUAAUGGUCAUUUUUUAGAAUUAUUACCUUUCUGAUAAGAGGACAGAUUUGUAUUAAAACUUUUUUUUUUAGGGGGUGGGGCGGGGUAGAGUAGGUCUGUUUAGUGAACACAUUCCUCCUUUUAACAAAUAAACAAUUGUAUUCCAUUUCUCAUUAAAAGAUCUUUCAUCACUGUACAUGCCUGGUCAAUUACUUUCACAUUUAAAGAGUCGAUCCUCUUUUCAGAAUUAUUUUAACAUAGUUUAACAUGUUGGUUAUUAAAUCAGAAUUGUACACACACGCCCAGCCAUCUAGAAGGCGAAUGUUGUGAGGUGCAUCUGGUAAACAAUAUUAGAUAUUUUAUAUACAGUAUAGUGUUUGAAAAUAGAAAAAUAAUCCUUAGGCAGGACAAAAGUUCUAUUUAAAAAUUCAAACCAUCAAUAGUUUUCCCAUUGAAGAGACCAAAGUACAGAAAGAAGCAGCUUCAGACAUGUUUUACUAAUCAAUUAGAAAUGCUUUCCCACCCAGCUCCUAAUUCAAUAUGUGGAUGUGCCCUGGUUUGAACUGACACCCAGCAGUCUGUCUGAGCCAUGCACAGCACGAGAGCUGCUGUGCAGCAGUGCAGAGACAUUCAUUUCACAGCCGGCUCUGCUUUUGCCUAAAUGCAAACACUAAAUAUAAAAUAAAUGCUGGUACAAAGCAUGGCAGGUUUAAAAAAAAAAAAAAAAAAAAAAAAAUCUAAAGCAGACAGGAUGAAUGGCUUUAUAAAGUUUAAUUUUAAAGCUAAUUAUUAUUGUUAUUAUUAUUAACAGUAAAAGAGUAAACACGAUGUUUACUUUUAAAAUGGUCCAAUGAGUGCUGGAUGUUUAGGAUUGUGUAAAAAAUAAAUAAAUCAAAGGAAAGCAGUAACGCACAUUUUAACCCUGUAUUGACAUGACAUAACUGAUUAUUAUUAUUUUAACAAAAUAUGUCCCAAACACUGGUUUCAGUAAAAUUAAAUAAAAAAAAUUAACAAUUUAGAAUGUUACCCGAAAGCUGCAUUUGACAAUACAGAGAUAAGGUCUGUUUACCAGCAGGAAACAAAUGUGUUCAUUGCUCAGUAAGACAUAUUCAAACUAGCAACUGAAUCACCGAGCACCUUUAGGAUUGACAAUGGCAGCCAUUUGGCACCUGUACAACACCAAUAGUCCCAAAUUACUGUGUUGGUAUUUUAUUUCGGAAAGUGGAGAGGGUGGAAAUGUAUUCACGAAGAGGUAGGCCACUAGAACUGGUUUUCCACGGGUGUUUGAGACUGGAAUGGAACCCGGAUCUCAGUGUGCUUGUUGUGUAUCUGGUUCUUCUAUUACUGUAGGUGUGCAAGUUAAGAAGUGUUCCAUUAGGAAUUCUGAUAAUGGAAUGCACGGAGUUUGCUAAAAAGUAAUUUUGUAAUAAGUUCUGUGGUUUAGAUACUAUGUAGCAUUAAUGGUAAUUACAAAUGAAGCGCAUAUUCACACCUUUAGGAUCAUGACAAGUACUCUGUUGUAAUUUAAAAAUGCACAAGCCUUACAAAGUGAACAGGAAGGUCUGGUAUUGGGCACCUUGUUACGAAGGAAAGAGGAACAUUUUCCUGCAGAGAAACUCAGCCUGUAAAUCCAAACGACUACAUUUAUAUGUUCAAAAUCAGAAAAAAAAAAAACACAGUUCAAAUUCAAAGUUAGCUAAAAAAUAUUGAGAAAAGUAGCUAAUAUUUCCUCAGAUUGGCAAGCCCUGGCUAGUGAUGAAUAGUCAUUGUGUUUAUAAACUUUGAAGCAACAUGUUAUUGUCUAGAUAACAAUGAGCAAUCAUUUCAAAUGAAAUACCUCUUGGGAUAGAAACAGUGUAGCUCUUGUGUAUGUUUUCUUUUUAAAACAUAUUUUAAAUGUUCAAUAGUGAGUUAGUUGUGUGUUAAAAAUAGGAUCAAUGCACUCAUUUUAGCUCAAAAUCCAGCUUUGAGAGCGAGUGGAUUGUGUGUUUUCAGGCAGCAUAAUCAAUAAUAAUAUCCUGCAGCUCCUUAUCCAGUAGCGGUCUGGUUGCCUAUAACUCGGAACAUCUCCUUGUGGAUGCUGGGGUCCUGUGUGUUUGUCAUUAGGAUUAGGGUUUUGAAUUAUGUGUUUUCAGGCAGCAUCAUCAAUAAUAAUAUCCUGCAGCUUCUUAUCCAGUAGCGGUCUGGUUGCCUAUAACUCGGAGUAUCUCCUUGUGGAUGCUGGGGUCCUGUGUGUUUAUGCUUGUGUCUCCCACCUGGCCAUCUUCAUAC
Acipenser ruthenus (sterlet) is the source of this 5130-nucleotide messenger RNA. Its product is annotated as E3 ubiquitin-protein ligase DTX3L-like. Gene Ontology annotation, biological process: Notch signaling pathway; protein ubiquitination. Bases 148 to 1470 code for a protein of 440 amino acids. The transcript is spliced from 4 exons. The record is from RefSeq and is a predicted model, not a curated record. Lineage: Eukaryota; Metazoa; Chordata; Actinopteri; Acipenseriformes; Acipenseridae.